Metarhizium robertsii ARSEF 23 is the source of this 852-nucleotide messenger RNA. RefSeq lists its product as uncharacterized. The transcript has a single exon. The record is from RefSeq and is a predicted model, not a curated record. Lineage: Eukaryota; Fungi; Ascomycota; Sordariomycetes; Hypocreales; Clavicipitaceae. Bases 1 to 852 code for a protein of 283 amino acids.
AUGGGCUUUCUCGACCCUUUCACCGAUGGCCUCUCCAUCGGCCCCGGCGGCAUGUCCCGCCCGUCCAAACACCGUCGGGAUGCCUCUCGGUCGCGCAGGAAGCACCGUUCCCGCUCGCGAUCAAGCUCUCGCACCCGCGGCGGCGGCGGCGGCGGCGCCAACUCAAUCGCCGGCGCUCUGUUGGGCGGCCUAACCGGCGACAGCCACUACAACAAGCACAAUUCGUCGCGGGGUUCCUUCUUCGGCGUCGGCAACAACAACAGCCGCUCGAGCUUCUUCAACUUUGGUGGUGGUGGUGGUGAGUCGUUGGCCGCACACUGGCCCCAUGGUGGUCCUGUUUCGCUAACACGCAAUGCGGCAGGGAGUCGCUCCUCGUACUACAAACGGUCCCCUCGGCAAGGCUUCAUGCAGCGAGCGUACAAGCGGCUCAAACGCCUUAUCCGCGAUCUCAUCCACUAUGCCAAGCGCCACCCGUGGAAGGUCUUUUUCCUGGUGGUCAUGCCCCUCGUCACCACGGGGGCAUUGGCCGGCCUGCUUGCCCGCUUUGGCUUGCGCAUCCCGCCGUCUCUGGAGCGCAUGAUGGGCAUGGCCUCCCGCGCCGCCUCGGGCGACUCCUUUGGGCUCGUCAGCGACGCCGUCCGCAUGGCCGGCGACUUUGGCGGCAACACCCGCGGCGCCAGCAUCUCCCGUGGCCGUGACGGCGGCAUGCAGUGGGAGCGACGAUCUAGCUACGGCAGCUAUGGCGGAUAUGAUGGCUACGGCUAUGGCAAUUCCACGGGCCGUGGCGGCUACGGCGGAAGCGGCGACAGUUGGAGCAAUACCAUUGCGGACGUGGCCAGGCGAUUCUUUUGA